Tigriopus californicus is the source of this 3014-nucleotide messenger RNA. It is a transcript of the gene TpnT, whose product is annotated as troponin T-like. NCBI's taxonomy places the organism in Eukaryota, Metazoa, Arthropoda, Copepoda, Harpacticoida, Harpacticidae. Gene Ontology annotation, cellular component: troponin complex. The transcript is spliced from 13 exons. The coding region runs from base 188 to 1387 and encodes 399 amino acids. Gene Ontology annotation, biological process: regulation of muscle contraction; muscle contraction; sarcomere organization. The record is from RefSeq and is a predicted model, not a curated record. Gene Ontology annotation, molecular function: tropomyosin binding.
AUUGGGCUGUGGGUGCGAGAAGGCGAGACCUGGUCCAAGAAGAUCUCUUCAAGAGGAAUCGUGAACCCCAGCAUUGAGUCGCAUCUCGAAGUGCUUCGGGAACACUUGGCUAAACAGCAGAUCCAAAACGUCGACUCCAGUGGAUAAAUUUUAGUGAAAGAUAUAGUGCCUGACAUCCGCCAGCAACAUGUCUGACGAGGAAUAUUAUGAGGAGGAGGAGGUUGAGGAGGAAGAGGAAGUAUACGAAGAAGAAGAAGAAGAAGGCGAGGAAGAGGAUGUGGCUCAAAUGGAAGAGAAAAAGUCCGUUCGUUCAAUGGUGUCGGAUGGGGGAGACACCAACUUCCUGAAGGCUCGUCAAGAGGCCAAGAAGGGUGAGCUUGAUGAGCAACUGAAGGAAUACAUCAAUGAAUGGCGCAAACAGCGCUCCAAGGAAGAGGAGGAGCUCAAGCGUCUGAAGGAAAAGCAGGCCAAGCGCAAGGAGAUCCGCGCUGAGCAGGAAAAGAAAUUGGCCCAGCAAAAGAAGGAAGAGGAGGAGAAGCUCCGCAGGGAGGAGGCCGACAAGAAGGCCAAAGAGGCUGAGGAGAAACGCAAACGCCUCGAAGAAGCUGAGAAGAAGCGUCAAGCCAUGAUGCAAGCCCAGAAGGAGAAGCAGCAAGCUUCCGGCCAGGGUGGCCGCGUUGGUGGCAAGCGAUCUGAUGGCGGCGGAAUGGGCAAUGUCCAAGAUGCUCGACGUGAGAUGACCAAGACCAAGGAGCAAUUGGAAGAGGAAAAGAAGAUCUCCUUGUCCAUCCGCAUCAAGCCCUUGGAUCUCGAUGGCAUGGACUCUGAUCAGCUCAAGAACAAGGCCAAUGAGCUCUGGGAGACCAUUGUCCGACUUGAGACCGAGAAGUACGAUCUUGAGGAAAGGCAGAAGAGACAAGACUACGAUUUGGUUCAGCUUAAAGAGAGACAAAAGCAACAACUGAGACAUAAGGCUAGAAAACGUGGGCUGGACGAGGAGGCAUUGACUGGCAAGUACCCACCUAAGAUCCGCAUGUACUCCAAGUACGAGCGUAGGACAGACACCCGUACCUAUGAGGACAGGCGAAAGCUCUACGAAGGCGGAUGGGAAGUCCUUUACUCCGAGGUCCUUGAGAAAGAUUGGAAGGAAAAACACGAGGACUGGAUAAAGCGUUCUCGCUCCAAGCUCCCCAAAUGGUUCGGAGAGCGCCCUGGCAAGAAACCCGGCGAUCCGGACUCUCCCGAAGACGACGAGGAGGCCGGUGAUCAAGCCCCUGCCGAGGUUGAGGAAGAAGAGGAAGAGGAAGAAGAGGAGGAGGAAGAGGAAGAGGAAGAGGAGGAAGAAGAAGAAGAAGAGGAAGAGGAGGAGGAAGAAGAAGAGGAAUAAGCAGAACGCUCCUCGCGCAGAUUCCAACCCACUAUCUCAUCUUCAUCAUUCAACACCAAUGCUUCAUCUGCCUUUCUACAACGACCUUCAAUGUAGAUCUUGCUUCUCACGUGAUAUAUAUAUAUAUAUAAAAGAAAACUUAUGAAGAAAACGAUUCCCGCAUCAGCAUGUUCUUGGCUUCUUGGCUUCUUGGCCCAAAGUGUUACCCCGAAACAAAAGUGACCAGAGGAUCAGGCUCACCCUUCACACCAUCCAUCAACCAACUACAACCAACUAUCAUUGUGAAACCUCUAUCCACAGCAACCAAGAGCACAAACAACCCUAACAUCCAUCCGUCCGACAUCAGAUGCAGAGAUACAAUGAAACUUGUAAUGAGUGUGUGAGAGGAAGAUGAAGAAAAAUGGCUUUCUCAUGUUCCUCAACCCCUGGACUGCAUGCAUGCGACUACAAUGAAAGGAGAAAAAGGCUAUUACCAAUAUUACAACCAACCACUUCCUUUAGGAACAAGUUUCCCUACGACAAUUUGGCCACUCUCAUCUUGAACAAUCAUUUCACCUUCGCCCUGAGCAUCAAAUUCUCACCAUGAUCCGUUUUGGUGGGUUCGUUUGGUCAGGCGUGAUUUCUAUCUACUAUAGAGUACCUCUGUUCUCUGUCUAUCCGUUUGUAUUUUCCCCAAUUUUUCCGCCCUCCCGUUGAGAACUUUGGAAAUUGUUUUCUUUUCACAUCUUUCUCUCUGAUUUUCCUCUUCAGGCAAGAUUGACUCGAAAAAAAAACACGACAAUAGACUCUUUCAUGUUCAAUGUUGUUGUUUGUGUGAUGUUUUCAAAACUUUAUCAAUGGCAACAAAUCCACCACCAUCCAUCCAUCCACCCAAAAAGUUGGUAUGCAAGAAGUGUCCUAAUGAUGAAUUUUGGAAAGGUGCACACUUUUCAUAAGCCUCAAAUAAAGAUUUUUGCACAUAAAAAAAGAAUCACUGCAAGAUCAUUGAAGUAUUUUUAGGGUGGAUUGUUCACCAAAAAAAGUAUAAAAAAGAUCCAUGUAAUCUCAAUUGUUGACCAGGGUACUUUUUAAGUAAUAAUAAUAUCAUCAUUAUCAUCUCACAUUUCAUGACAAUGCUACAACCGUUCCUACUACUACUACUUCCACUACUCCUACUACUACUACCACAACAACUCCUACUAUUACUACCAUUUCAACUUCGACCACUUCUACUUCUACACUAUGAAAAAGCAUCUCUUUUUUCUCGCUAUAUAUAUUUUCCAAACACUUCAGAGAUUGUUCUGAAAUUUGCCUAUUGACCACGACAUAAAACUUUCUUCAAACCAUUUUUGUCACCAGCCCAACAUUUCGAUUCGAUUUGGAUGAAGGUGGAUUUUGACAGAGUUUUGCAUUGCCGUACUACUAUCGAUCUUACCACAACUACUACUACUACUACUACUACUACUACUAUUGCAACAACUUCUACUCCCCCGCCCCCGAAUUUUUACUUUCCAACUCCCCUCUUUGAACAGUUCAUCAACUGCCUCUUCCCCCGCCACUCCUUCCAACCAAAAUACGACCUUUUUGUCUUGAGUUAAGGCUAUUUUUGGCCCUAGUUUUGUAAUAAAAAUUGUUUUCUUACAAACAA